AUGGGUCUCGCUUCAUCCAAAAUCCUAGACACUCUUAUGGAGGGCACGAAUUUCGACCGCGAGGAAAUCGACCGGUUGCGCAAGCGGUUUAUGAAGCUCGACCGGGACCGCAGUGGGUCCAUCGACAAAAACGAGUUUUUAGACAUCCCGGGUAUUUCUUCCAACCCGUUGGCCACACGCCUUAUGGACGUGUUUGACCUCGACCGUGAUGGCACUAUCGACUUCCAGGAGUUCAUCACGGGGCUUUCUGCCUUUAGCGGCAAGUCCUCCAAAACGGAAAAGCUACAGUUUGCGUUCAAAAUCUACGACAUUGACCGUGAUGGGUUCAUCAGUAACGGCGAGCUAUUUGUAGUCAUGAAGACCAUGGUGGGCAAGAACCUUCUGGAUGCCGAGCUCCAGCAGGUCGUGGACAAGACCAUAAUGGGUGCUGAUAAGGACGGGGACGGGAAGCUAAGUUUUGAGGAGUUCCGUCUUGCCGUGGACCUGACGCUGGUGGCUUCUGCGUUGACGUUGCUGUCGAUCUGA
This is a messenger RNA of Metschnikowia bicuspidata var. bicuspidata NRRL YB-4993, 525 nucleotides long. RefSeq names its product calcineurin regulatory subunit B (gene CNB1). Gene Ontology annotation, molecular function: calcium ion binding; calcium-dependent protein serine/threonine phosphatase regulator activity. The transcript has a single exon. NCBI's taxonomy places the organism in Eukaryota, Fungi, Ascomycota, Pichiomycetes, Serinales, Metschnikowiaceae. The record is from RefSeq and is a predicted model, not a curated record. Bases 1 to 525 code for a protein of 174 amino acids.